AUUAUGAGUUGGACAAUUAGUUAAUUUGAUACAAUACCAAAGCAAGAAUAAUCGAAAAAACAACUAUACCACCGCAUACUAAUAAGUAACACAUAACAGAUAACCAAAUUCUUGAAUCUUAAAACAAAUUUCAACUCGAGCAUUUAGUGAAUAUCAAAUUAACUAAUAUCCCGCCCGUAGGGCGGACCGACCCUAGUAUGUAAUACAAUAUACCCACAAAUGAGUAACCAGACAAAUCCAAAUUUUUUUAUACAAAGUCAAGCAAUGUAUAAAAACUUAAAUAUAAAUUUUGAUAAAAACAAUUAAAAAAUAAUAUUAAUUCAUUAAGGUUAAUAAUGUAAUAAACCAUCGUGAGAAUUAACAUGAGCGCAAUACAUAGGAAAUUGAUUUCUUAAAUAAUGUUAUAGAGAUUCUAUAAAUUAAUAUUUAAUAAAUUUAUGCACAUUAAAUUAAUAAUUAUUUUUGGCCACGAGUUAGACCGGUUUAAAAUAUGACACAAAUCGAUAAGAUAACAAUACAAUUAACUAUUUUAUAUAAAACAUAUAUGUGGAAAAUAAAAUGUAAAAAAUUAUAAAUUAAAAAAGUACCUUAGUACCAAGAUUCUUAAUUUAUAGAGUUUUACUUUUAUGUUUCUUUUAUUUUACGAUUUUUUUAUUUGUAGAGGAUUUGCAAAUAUGUUAGAUUGUCUUUUUGACUCAAGUUUUGAAAAUAGGAAACUGAUAUAUAAAUGUAAAAUUAGGUUUAUCUCGGUUGUAGCUUGCUUUCGCUCUCCAUCUCUCGUCCUUAUAUUAUCAAGAGACUUUUGACUUGUAGAGUUAAUUAAUCACAGGUAGCUAUGCAGUGGAGUAGCCUUCCAGAGGAUUUGGUAGAGGAUAUACUCUCUAGGGUUUCUGCUACACCUUUGGUACGACUCCGAGAAACAUCGAAACAAUGGAACGCUAUAUUGAAAAGUGGGAGCUUCGCUAUGAUGCACGCUGCUCAUGCACCAAAGGAGGAGUCUCUGAUGAUCACGUUGAUUGAUCAUAGGGUUUGCUUAGUAAAGAUCAACCUCCAUGAUCCAUCUGUUAAGGUUGCACCGCAUGCAUUAUACCUGAAAGAUCCUCUUUCUGAUUCUUCCAAAGAAGUCGACAUACGUAAAGUUUUUCACUGCCAUGGCUUAUUGUUAUGCAGCACAAAGGACAAGAGGCUCGUGGUUUGGAAUCCAUGUUCAGGGGAAACCAAGUGGGUUAAACCUAGAGACACCUACAAGAAAAGCGACUACUAUGCUCUUGGUUACGACAACAAAUCCUCCAGCAAGCAAUACAAAAUUUUGAGAAUGGAUCGCACAGAUCUCCCCCUCAACAACGUGUACGAGGUUUAUGACUUCACCACUAAUUUGUGGCGUGUUCUUGGUGUGGCAACUGAUUGGUUUUUAGCAAAAUAUCGUGGCGGCAUAUCUGUGAAGGGAAAUACUUAUUGGGUUGCUACUCAAGCAGUAGAAAAGCCAAACCAUGAUUUCAUACUUAGCUUUGAUUUUUCAACAGAGAUGUUUCAAAGUCUGUCUCUUCCUUAUCCUUUUCGGUAUGGUAUAUCGGCUUUAUCAGUGGUCAGAGAAGAGCAACUUUGUCUCUUAGGUGCUCACCCUGACAUAUAUUUUUGGAAUGGGGGCAUACCUUUAUCAUGUUUACAAGUAUGGGUGAUAACUAGUACUGGAUCAUGGAACAAGUCCCAAGCAGUGUAUAACACAAGGAGAUAUCCGUCUUCUAAGGGGAUGAGUUUUUUGGCAGAUGAGCAGAACAAAGUUGUAGUGUUUUUAAACACCAACAACACGUUACACGUUAUGCGACAAAAUAAACACAUACUAGAGAAACAUCUUGGUGGAAAUUCCUCACUUCUUCUGAAUUAUGUACCAAGUUUGGCACAAAUCCAACAUGCUACACUUCCUGGAGGACGCAAAAGGAAAGCACCAAGUACCUGACUUGUAAUUGUCACACUAAUCUAUCAGUUGUGUCUCUUUUCCUUGUGUAUUUAAAAAAAUGA
Molecule: messenger RNA, 2019 nt
Organism: Brassica rapa (field mustard)
Lineage: Eukaryota; Viridiplantae; Streptophyta; Magnoliopsida; Brassicales; Brassicaceae
Product: putative F-box protein At3g23260
Molecular function (GO): protein binding
Source: RefSeq, a predicted model, not a curated record